CACUCCCUCGUCGAUUCUGUUGGGUUUUCUCACAUGAUCAAGAGCUUGAGACCCUUCUGCCUCAAUUUCAGAACUCAAAUCCUCAGUUUCUGAAACCAGGACCAUUCUGGGUUUGGUUCUUCAAGCUUCUAUCUUCAUUUUUACAGAUUUCAGAACCCACAAAAAGCAAUGCGGACUAACGGAGGAAAUAUCCCAAAGAAUUCUUGGCCGCGAGCAGUAGUGAAGAAAUGGCUAAACAUACCAAGCGGAGGCGACGAGUUUCAUUCCGAUUACUCUGUAAAAAAUGCAACUGAGAGUAGGAGGAAGAGUUGCUCGGACCAGGACCAGUACGUCGUCGUACCGGACGAUGUUGCAGAUGGGUGGUUGAUGGAGGAAACUUACGGCCCAAGUUUUGCACCGGAGGCAGCAGCUGUCACCGACAAUCUCAACCUCAGGAUGUUCGUGGGGACAUGGAAUGUUGGAGGCAAGUCACCACACAAGGACUUGAAUUUGAGGGAAUGGCUUAGGUCCCCAACUCCUGCAGAUAUCUACGUUCUAGGGUUCCAAGAAAUUGUUCCUUUAAACGCGGGUAAUGUAUUGGGUGCGGAAGACAAGGGGCCGGCUGACAAGUGGCUUUCCCUUAUUCGAGAUGCUCUUAACAAGAAUGACCCUGGACUUCCUAAUUCCAAUAAUGCCAACCAUAAUGAUCAUCUUGAUCAGCAAGGCAACAUGAUGCCAAGGCUCAGCUUCUCGGACUUGCUUUCCUUAGAAGAUGAGCUCAGUACUGCAGAUUUCGAGAGACUGCUGAAUUUUAAUCCCGCAUCAACUAGUGGAGAAAGCUCACCAAGCUCCCCAUUGGGGCAGGGGAUGCAGGAUAGUAGUCUAAUGCAAAGACAUCGUUAUUGUUUAGCAGCGAGCAAGCAGAUGGUGGGAAUUUUCUUGUGUGUGUGGGUUCGUGCUGAUCUUUGCAGACACAUUAGCAACAUGAAGGUCUCGUGUGUUGGUCGAGGCAUAAUGGGAUAUCUUGGAAAUAAGGGUUCCAUAUCGAUAAGCAUGACAUUGCAUAAAACAACGUUUUGCUUUGUCUGUGCUCACUUAACUUCUGGUGAGAAAGAAGGGGAUGAGAUGAGAAGGAAUUCAGAUGUCAUUGAAAUUUUAAAGAAAACAAAGUUUUCUCACUCUUGUAGAACACGACCACUUCCUCCUGAUAGCAUAUUAGACCAUGACAAGAUUAUUUGGCUUGGGGAUUUAAAUUACCGGCUAGCAGCUGCUUGCGCCGACACACAUGAGCUUCUGCAGAAGCAAAAUUGGCAAGCACUUUUAGAGAAAGAUCAGCUAAGAAUAGAGCAACAAGCUGGUAGAGUAUUUAAGGGGUGGGAAGAAGGGAGGAUAUAUUUUGCUCCAACUUACAAAUACCUUGCAAAUUCUAAUCAUUAUGUUGCCCAAACUUCGAAUUCUAGAGAGAAGAGACGCACUCCUGCCUGGUGUGACAGGAUUCUAUGGAAAGGAGAAGGACUUGAACAGAUGUGGUAUUUAAGAGGGGAAUCAAAGUUCUCGGACCACAGACCGGUCUAUUCUUUGUUUGCAGUCCAAAUAGACUUGGCCAGCAAGAAAAAACCCAAACCUGCUGUUCCCACAAACACAGCAAGUAACAGAGUUGGUCCGAAUUCUCGGUUGCCAGUGACAUGCUUGGCCAAAGUGCAAGCCGAAGAGCUUUUGGUACUCACAAGAGCAAAAAGCUGCUUAAACACAGGCUCCACCAGGUUCUGAAUCACACAAGCUAAGCUUACCUUUUGAAGACCAAUGCAGAACUUAGAGAGUGCAGCACAUUGUGUAAUGGAUCUCUGAAACUGUUAAGACAGACAGAAGCAGCAGUUGGGUUUCUGACGCGUGUUCCCGACAUUUUCAACAGUGGGACGGUGGCUGAUUAUAUAUAGAUAUAUAUAGAGUACAAGCAAAUUAAAAGCUUCUUAAGACUACUGAGAAGUUGGUAUGGAGAGUAAAGUGGCUGCAGCUCUGGGCAUAUUGGACAUGCGUGGAAGCGUGAGUUUAUAAGCUAUUUUGAAAACCUGCUUUUGAUACAAGUUGAUUUUGGUGCUGGUGAUUAACUGUAAAUGGUUCAGCUUUUGGCAGAGGAAUUUUGAUCUCUUCCCUUUGAAUUAAAUAGAGGAAGGGAUACGACAGUAUUAACUAUGAAGUGAAGGCCGGGUUUAAGAGGAACUCG
Fragaria vesca subsp. vesca is the source of this 2203-nucleotide messenger RNA. RefSeq names its product type I inositol 1,4,5-trisphosphate 5-phosphatase CVP2-like. The record is from RefSeq and is a predicted model, not a curated record. Gene Ontology annotation, molecular function: inositol-polyphosphate 5-phosphatase activity; phosphatidylinositol-4,5-bisphosphate 5-phosphatase activity; phosphatidylinositol-3,4,5-trisphosphate 5-phosphatase activity. Lineage: Eukaryota; Viridiplantae; Streptophyta; Magnoliopsida; Rosales; Rosaceae. The transcript has 12 exons. The coding region runs from base 169 to 1749 and encodes 526 amino acids. Gene Ontology annotation, biological process: phosphatidylinositol dephosphorylation.